AUGCGUACUGGAUAUGCAUUCCUCCUCUCUUUACCCGGCCUCGCGAGUCUCAUCAGCGGCCUCUCCUCCUCCUCUGUUACUAGCGCGCAGGCUUUCGUGUUGCAGGACGUUUAUGUCGGAGAUGCGUUCUUUAAGGGGUUUCAUUGGGAGACUAUGAAUGAUCCGACGCAUGGACGGGUGAAUUAUGUCUCCCAGAGCGCGGCGAGGCAGGCGAAUUUAUCUUAUGCAUCAAACGAUAAAUUCGUCAUGCGCGCCGACGACACCACCAAAGUCUGGAAACGCGCCCGCGGCCGCGACAGCGUCCGUAUCUCAUCAAAGCAGACCUACGACGACGCGCUCUUCGUGCUCGAUCUGGAGCAUAUGCCGGAAGGAUGCGCGACGUGGCCUGCGUUUUGGACGGUCACGAAGAAGGGGCCUUGGCCGCAUGGUGGGGAGAUCGACGUCAUUGAAGGUGUUAACCUCGAUACUCAUAAUCUUGCGUCUUUGCAUACCCUGCCUGGAUGUACCAUGGCCCAACACAGACCCCAUACCGGCACCCCAACCUCCCUCAACUGCGACACCUCCCAAAACUACAACCAAGGCUGCGGCGUCUCCUUCUCCUCCACCCCCUCUCCCUCUUCGUCCUCCUACGGUAAAGCCUUCAACGCAGCUCGGGGCGGCUGGUACGUCAUGUCGAAAUCGGCGUCUAAAGGCGUGCAGGUGUGGUUCUGGGCGCGGGACGACGCGGGGGUGCCGCCGGAGAUCAAGAACGGUGGGGGUACGAAGCCGAAUGAAGGCAGUGGAGGAGAAGGGGGAGGAGGGGGAGAGAGGAAGAAGGAGGUGAAGCCAGAGGCGUGGUGGGGGACGCCGGCGGCGACGUUCCCGGUUGAUGAGUGCGAUUGGAAGAAACAUUUCGAUGCGCAUCAGGUUGUGUUUGAUUUGACGUUUUGUGGCGAUUGGGCGGGCUCCGUCUGGUCGGGUUCGGGAUGUGGGGCGGGGACGUGUGAGGAUUACGUAGACAACAACCCAUCCGCGUUCAAAAACGCCUAUUGGGAGAUCAACUCGCUCGCUGUGUACACGGCCGAUGCGGACGGAGGCGGCGCGCAGGUCCCGAUGGUGGCGGGAUUGUUGCAGGGGAAGCUGCAGGGGAAGACGAAGAGUAAGAGUAAAGGGACGGGGGGGAAGAGUAAGAAGGGGGGGAGGGGGGAGUAG
Messenger RNA from Stereum hirsutum FP-91666 SS1, 1191 nucleotides. RefSeq lists its product as uncharacterized. The record is from RefSeq and is a predicted model, not a curated record. Gene Ontology annotation, biological process: glucan catabolic process. The transcript is spliced from 6 exons. Lineage: Eukaryota; Fungi; Basidiomycota; Agaricomycetes; Russulales; Stereaceae. The coding region runs from base 1 to 1191 and encodes 396 amino acids. Gene Ontology annotation, molecular function: hydrolase activity, hydrolyzing O-glycosyl compounds.